ACCAACAGGACGGGAUUCAAAAAAAAAAAAAAAAACCCAGAGCGAGCAGCCAACAUCACCUGCGGAGGGAAACAAGGAACAUCUGAUCCUGUGGCUCCCGGAAAAAAACAAACAAUCGUCUGUGCGUCCUGACCAGACGCAUAUGUGGACGGAGACCCUGAAGUGUGCUGAGGAGAAAAAGGGGCGCGCAGUUGUGUCCUUCUUGGGACCUUUUGAGGCGCAAAGCAGCAACAAUGGACUGCGUUUCCACCGGGAACUCACUCCUGGAGCCGCGCUGCGCACACACAUGGGGAUUGUAGCGACGCAGAGCCGCUCGGUGUUUGUGCGUUUAGUUGUUGAACUGUGUUUGGUCGGUUGAAAAGCCCGGGAUGCCCGCCAGGAACAGGUACAACCUGGUGGACGAUGUGGCGGACUCGAGGCUGCCGCUGCACAACGAGGAAGCUUAUCAACAUGGGAUAUAUUUCCAAGCCAAGUACGUGGGGAGUCUGGACGUACCGAGGCCCAACAGUCGGAUGGAGAUCGUGGCGGCCAUGAGGAGAAUCAGGUAUGAAUUCAAGGCCAAGAACAUCAAGAAGAAGAAGGUCAGCAUUGUGGUGUCUGUGGACGGGGUCAAGGUGAUGCUGAGGAAGAAACAGAAGAGAAAAGAAUGGACGUGGGACGAGAGCAAAAUGCUGAUCAUGCACGAUCCAAUAUACAGGAUUUUCUACGUCUCUCAUGACUCCCAAGACUUGAAGAUCUUCAGCUAUAUUGCAAGAGAUGGCUCCAGUAACUCCUUCAGAUGUAACGUCUUCAAAUCAAAGAAGAAGACUCAGGCCAUGCGUAUCGUACGGACAGUCGGUCAGGCGUUUGAGGUGUGUCAUAAGCUCAGUCUGCAGCAUGCAGAGCAGGAUGCUGAUGGACAGGCGGACGGAGAGAGCGACAAGUCAGCUGAGGAGCCCAGCAGCAACGGUCGUACACUGACGGGAGCAGAGCGAGGGGAGGAGGACGAGGACGGCAAACACGGAGGAAGACCGGGAGGAGAAGAUCCGUCAGCUGGAGCUUCACUGUGUGAGAAGGCGGUCAGUGAAAUUCUGCAGAGCCUGGCUGAGCUGAACGUCGUCAAACCUGGACAGACCAUCAUGGACUUUGAUCGAAGGUCCGUCUACACUGUGACAUCCCAGGGCGUCACUCCCAGCAGCCCUUGCUCUCCGUCUCUCACUCCGCUGGCCUCACAGCACUACCUGCAGCUCCUCCAGCAGCAGCUGCAGCAGCAACAGCAGCACACACAGGUGGCCGUGGCUCAGGUGCAGCUGUUGAAAGAUCAAAUGGCGGCAGAGACGGCUGCCCGCAUGGAGGCUCAGGCCCGCGUCCACCAGCUGCUGCUGCAGAACAGGGACCUGCUGCAGCACCUGGCCCUGCUGGUGCAGCAGCUGAAAGAGCUGGAGGCCCGCUACCCCAGAACAGCGCAGGCAGGACAGCCGCCACAGGAGCCUCAAGCUAAUGGGCACAAUGGCCAGGAGUCAGCAAGCAGCUCAGUUUCUACAUCAGUGAGGUCUCUCUCCUUAAAUCUGAAGAAUCACUACAGUCACACCCUGGACCAGCUCAUCACCUCCUCAUCACCUGCAUGGCCUCUCCAAGCCUCACCCCUCUCCUCCACACAGGUGGACUAUGCCGAGUCCUACCUCAACCUGCUCAACCUGGAGAACAGCACCAAACCAGCGGCGUCAGUGGACGACCUGGACCCAUUCAUCAGGGCCAAUGGCACCGCUGACAACAAGGAGAACUCCUGCAACGAGAUUGUCCCGUUCACGUCGAGAAACUCUGCCAGCAUGGAUGAAAAGUGUGAACAGAUAAUCCCCAAACUUGACCCUCCUCCACCCUCCAUGAACCGCAAGAGGGCGAGCAGGACAUUGUCUCCGGGAUCAGAGGUCAUAGCUGUGCCCACGCCUGGAGAGGCCACCGCUAAUGAUGCAGCACCGAGCCGCAGCAGCAGCCUCUCUUUCCCAGACAUCACCCCCAGCUCCCUGUCAUCUGCCGAUUUCCACUCCCUCAGCAACGGCGAGAGCAGCUCCUGUUCGGCCAGCGAGGACUCUGGCGUCCGAUCCGAGACCAAGUCGCUGCUGUCGCCCCUGCGUGACGACGACGACCUGUUCGGGGACCGCGGGACGUUUUUAACGGCCUCCAGCGGCUGCGACAGCCCCGUGGAGGAGGGAGGGGAAGUGUUGCCAUCCGAGUCGUAUCCUGCCGGACCCCCCACCCUCACCUCACAUUCGGACACCUGCGAUCACCCACUGCCUUUCUCGUCUCCUAUGAAUGAUACCUGCCUCCAUAUCAGUUUCUCGGAGGAUGAGCUGCUGGAGAGCAGCCAAGAGGACCCUGCUGUCCCACAGCGGAGUUAGGAACAUGUUCCCCCUUUUAAUCCAAUACUUACUGUCAGACCUCCUAUGUUUGCACUGGGCUCCAUUUCAGGACCUUUAAUUGUUUCAUCCACUUGUGACACAGUACAAACAUAGCAUAUCCCAGUUACUGAGAAGUACUCUAUUGUAUAAAUUAUUAGCCAAUGGACAGAUUUAGUAUUUUUGUAAUGGAAUUAAUGAUCUAAUUUACUUUUUAGUGGCUAGAAUGUUAAGCAGAAUACAUGUAGCAAUUCUUGCACUGUUAAAGUCACACAUAAUUUACCGUAGAGUUGAGAAACAACAAGGGAACACAUUUUAUUUUUGCUAGUAGUCAUUUAAAACAUAAUUUUGUAUGAUGCUUCACUGUGGUAUAAACUAUUGUGGAAAUCCUAUUUUCUGCAGAUUUCAGAGUGACACAUGCAAAUGUUGGUGAUGUUGGGAAAAGCCUCUAUUUCUGCAAAGCACCUGGAGGGAUGAUGGAAAGAAAAGAACAAGAAAGUCAGAAAAGGGGAAAAUGUGAGGAUAGAGGUGAGCAGAUGUAGCUGUGUUUUGGUUUCUUCACAACCAUUUGGGGCUGUGUGUAAUGUUUCUGUGCUGCCGGAGACAAGUGAGUUUUAGAAUGUGUUUUCUUGCUCUCUUUUUUGGGGUUUUCAGACUUGUAGGCCUUAAAAUAGUGCUGGGAAAGUUCGUGAAGGUAUUUUGUGUUCUGUAUUUCAUCAAUUUUUUAUGUAGAAUGGCUGCAGUCCUUUGAAAACAAAAGGGAUCGUGGCAUCACUUUUAAAGUAUUGUAGUUUUAAGAAAUAGUGGGUGAAGAAAGUGUUUCUUCAAACAUUGACAGGACGAGCGAGUAGCCAUGAAAGCUUUGGAUUGCACCUGUCUGAGUGGGGAGUCUGUGUUACUGUGAACCCUGAGACUCUAUAGGAAGAUAAUUGGAUCACAGAGGACUCUGGAGAAAGACAGUGUUCUCUUUUGACAUAUGUGUAAUUUAACCUGAACGGUGGUACCGUUGUUUUAACUUCAUUAACAUACAUCAGUGUAGAGCUACAACAAGCUGUUGAUCAAUUAGUUGAUAAACAGAACAUAAAUUUGCAAUUAUUUAAAUUAUUAAUACAUCUUUAACAUCAAAAUGGUAGAUCAGUUGAUUCUCUAACAGCUGUUAGUUGCAGUCUUGUAUAAAUAUAUAGAAAACAAGAGUGUUGUUGAGCUGAAUAUAUGUGAAACGCAGGUGAAAUUAAAUCUGAUCAACAGUUUUAGGUAAAUUUUUGGGCAAAUAUGCCAAAAUGUCCUGAUUCCUGCUUCUAAGGGAUGAAUACUUACUGAACAUGUAAUGCCUUAUAUUCAGUAUAACUGGUGGAAAAAUAAUCAGCAAAUGACUGAUAAUGUUUGUCUGUUCCACUGACAGCAGUAGCUGUUUAAAUUUACAUUUAAAGGGAUUCUGCAGCUUAGUUAAUGGUGUUGAAUUAAGUGUACCGGGGUUACCUUUGACGGGUAGAAGUGAAAAUUAAUGAACUCGAGAGUUAAGCAGAUGAGGUGUUGCAGGGGUGUGAAGGUGCAGGUAUAAAAAAAAAUUAUACUCCGAAAAGAGGCUUUUCCCAACAUUGCAUGUUGCAGGGAGCUUAACAGCAAUAGCACAUGGAUGAAAAAAAUAAUAAAGAGGAAUAGUUGAAAAGCA
Acanthochromis polyacanthus (spiny chromis) is the source of this 4047-nucleotide messenger RNA. Its product is annotated as carboxyl-terminal PDZ ligand of neuronal nitric oxide synthase protein. Gene Ontology annotation, molecular function: nitric-oxide synthase binding. The coding region runs from base 369 to 2378 and encodes 669 amino acids. The record is from RefSeq and is a predicted model, not a curated record. Lineage: Eukaryota; Metazoa; Chordata; Actinopteri; Pomacentridae. The transcript has 11 exons.